AUGAACUCGCGCGUGUUUUUCAAAUCAGACACGUACGAUCCGUCAUCAGAACUCCCACUCUAUGUUCUUGACACCACACUUUUUCCCUCGCUUUCCAAUGAACGCCAAAUAGCGCAAUUGGCGGAACGAAUCGUUUCCCAAAUGCCAGCCGAGGAUUAUUGCUUGGUUCUUCUAGCUGGAGGGUUUUGUGACUACGAUAAUGACCAUGCGACUACGUUUAAAAUGCCAUUGAACCUGGUCAAGCUGUUCAAUCUCAUUCCGUCACAAAAUAAAAGAUAUCUCUAUAAGGUGUAUUUGGUACACGGAAGUAACUGGAUCGUGAAGUCUGUCGUAGACUUCUUUAAAAGGUUCUGGAAUUUUACGAGGCAGAUUGCGUAUUGCGAAAACCUUUCCAUUUUGGCCCAACAUGUCGAUAUCACCAAGAUUCCCAUCUCCCUCACCUGCUACCUUGUGGACAAAAUUGUGUACAGCAACGACCGCAUCAUUCUAAACAGGCAGUUCCCCAAAAUAUAUGGGGUGCCAUUGAACCUGUCGCAUGGACUGGCAUUCAAACAGUUCUCCAAAAUUUACAACAAUCUUCUCUCAUACAUGACAACCAAGCAUCUGGACAAACACCUAACUCCUGAAGAAUGGUUGACCUUGAUCAAAGGUGGACAGUUGAAGCAGGAGACUCUUGUUGCUGUUGAGAUAUUCAGCGACGCUCUCAGCCGUGACCAGCGGCUGUGUUUGUCUGACUUCUCGUUCCUGGAGCAUUAUCUCAUUCUUGAGAGGUUUAUUGCUCAGCUGAGCGAAUCUGACCAGCCACUUAUUCCUCUGGAUGUGCUUACCAAAUACAACUACGAUUUUUCACGGCUGGAAGACUUGAACACGGCUUUUGGAGAGUUGUUGUCUUUCAAGUAUCCCGUCUCCAAAAGACCGGCUUUGAAGUCCCUUGACAAUUCAGCCCCAGUACUGAACGUCCAGCGUCUCAAUUAUGACAAUAGCUAUAUCUUGGUGAAGCUGGUAGUGCUUAUGCGGCGUCUUGUGAUCAAGCUAUCCCAUGAAGAGACUGAGCCACACGCAAAAAACAUCACGCAGAUGAAAGAAAGACAAAACCUACGGCUGAUUCUGUCUUUCACGAAAAUACUGUAUAACGAGCGGGCCAACCAAGAGCUCGACAUUGGCUUUGAUACCCUGUUCAAAUUCCUGUGCUCGCUCUUCCGCAACUACGACAAAGUGCUUGUGAAAGGAAAUCAGUUGAGAGACUUCGAGAAUCUCAUCAGCAUGGAUGACAUUUUGGACUUCGAGAAGAACGGGGUUACGGAUAGUCCGAUGGAGCGAAAAAUAGCAUAUAAAGUUCGCGUAACCGAGCCACCAACGCCCCCGGUGGCCCGCAAGGCCAAGGAUCGGAAGCCAGAAAUAGAGGUGGAUGGACAAUUUGAAGAUUUCGUUUUCGAGUCCGGAAAACAGAAAGUUUCGGAUAAGCUACGGAAUGAGCUUCUGAGGCCUUCUGAACAGCUGACCUCAAAAUUGGUGAAGUACACGGAAAAGGAUUUGUUGUUUCAGCAAAGCCAGCAAAAGACUAGAGAUGCCACUGGCAGGUUCCGCGUCGCUCGUGGACGCAACGUCAGUCGGCUAACACAAUUAUAUGAACAGAAAUUACUAGGGACUAUUUGA
Molecule: messenger RNA, 1656 nt
Organism: Ogataea angusta
Lineage: Eukaryota; Fungi; Ascomycota; Pichiomycetes; Pichiales; Pichiaceae
Exons: 1
Coding region: 1-1656 (551 amino acids)
Source: RefSeq, a predicted model, not a curated record